Molecule: messenger RNA, 2329 nt
Organism: Populus nigra (black poplar)
Lineage: Eukaryota; Viridiplantae; Streptophyta; Magnoliopsida; Malpighiales; Salicaceae
Product: probable ribonuclease P/MRP protein subunit POP5
Exons: 4
Coding region: 1498-1962 (154 amino acids)
Biological process (GO): tRNA 5'-leader removal
Cellular component (GO): ribonuclease P complex
Source: RefSeq, a predicted model, not a curated record
GAGCGUUAAAUUGGGCAUGCCGCCUCAGUUGAACUUGAAAGGUCAAGCAAACAGAAAAAAAGAAAGAAAGAAGCAGCUAGUUGAGGCGAGGCGGUGAGAAGAAGCUACUACCAAUCGGAAAGCUCUUUAUCAUUCUCUCUGAUCUUAAUAUUUCUCAAGGUUCUGUGAGCUCUUCAGGUUCACAUUUGGAAAGCGUUGCAAGGCUUUUUCUAAAUAUACUCAAAAGCCUUGUGGUUUGCUUCCUCGUGCUCUUUUCUGGUUGAUUUGAAGUAGAGAUACUGAAGUUUUCGAAGGUGAGGAUACAAUUAUUUGUAAUAAAAAAUCUCAUCACAAAGCUUUUAUGGAGUUAAGAUGGAAUAAUGCCAGGUUUGCCCUUUCUUUUACUUGUUAACUAAUGUUUGAUCUUAAUUAAAUAUAGUUUAAUAGUUUUUGGCGUAGUUUCAAGGUGGUCUAUAGAUAGUUAUUAAAUGAAUUUUUUUUUUACUUUUCUUUUGGUUUCGGUGAAGUUAACUUUGCAUUUAUAAAUGCAAAUGAUGAUUGCUGGAAUGGUUAUAUUAAAGUUAGAGAUGAUGAGUUUGGCUGACAAUUUACUUAAUAUCUGAUUCUCUGUGCAUUGCACUGAUUUUAAGGCAUCGAUAACAUCAGUGAAGUUCACCGCCUCCUGCUUUAAUUGACUUUUGGAAUUUUCUUUUUGCUUGUGCAUGGAGUGUGAUAUGAUGUGGCAUUUAUGUAUGUAUAGUUGAUAUCCAUGAAACAUAGCAUGUGAAUUCGUUUUUGACUUUACAUUCCCCCUGGUAGCAUUUCUGUGAUGAUAAAAAAUAACUGGGUAUAACUAACUAGGUCACUAACAACGUAGCUAAAAACUUGGAAGCAUCCUUAUUUUGAUUCUCUCCUCUGGCGUGCACAAGCUUAUCAUCAUUUUGUGAACACCCAGUGCAUGUGAGCCGUGUCAUCAAGUGCUAAUCCUGUUAGACACCGCUUUUUUUCCUUCUAUCUGAGCUUUACUUAUCAGAAAUUUCGAUUUCAUUAGAGACAGAACUUAAAGGCCUGAAAUGGGACUAUGCUGCUAGCAAUUAUGUUUAAAUUCAGAGUUGAUUGCUUACUUCAAUUAUAUGUUGUUAUUUCAGUUUGGGCCUUGGAGUUUCUCCAUCCACCUUAUUUGGUGAUAAUACAUGUUUCUUAUUGACAGAAAUUUGGUGCCUUGUUUUAUUUUAAUUUUAUUGGUUCAGGGUUGUGAGUCUACUCAUUUACUUUGGUUGUCCAGCCAUUCAUGGUUUAGUUCAUCCACUUCUCUCCUAAUUUAGUAAUUUCUCCUUUUCAGGGUUUAGAAUGUUCCGAGUACAUGUAAACUAGUCUUUUCCGUGCACAAAGUCCUUCUCGGUGAUAAAAUUUGUUAGAUUUCGUGCAUGUUUCACAAAACAUAUGCCAAGUACCAUAUUCUUUAUGCUGAUUUGCUUUAUCCAGGCAAAAUUGUCUUUGCAAGCUAGGUAAAGGAUCAUGGUGGGAUUUAAGAAUAGGUACAUGGUAAUGGAAGUUUUCUUGGAUCCAAAUCGAGAUCUUGGAGUGGAUGAUCCUAUUAUAAUAACACAAUAUAAUGUUUCAAAAGCGAUUAAAGACGGUAUUCUCGUAAACUUUGGGGAGUGUGGUUUGGCUUCAUCCCUUGGAUCGUUCCAAGUCAAGUAUGUGAAUCCGAUUACCAAGCUAUGUAUCAUCAGAACCUCACGAGAGGAGUACCAAAAGGUCUGGUCUGCAAUUACCAUGGUUAGGCGCAUUGGUAACUGCCCAGUUCUAUUCAACCUGCUAGAUCUAAGUGGAAGUAUCAAGGCCUGUAAAGAUGCUGCCUUGAAGUGUGAUGAAAUGAAAUUUGAGCACUACAAACUUGCAGCUGGAGCACCUCUCUCUGCUGAUGUUAAUCAGCACAUGCAAAACUGUCUUGAAAAGAUCAAGAUUUUGGAGCACUGAGCCUUGCGUUGGUUGUAACCUACUGGCCUGCCAAAUUUUGGAGCACUGCUUUGUUUUGCACAGCUCAUGAACAGUUUCAAACUGGCGAUUUCUGAUCCAUCCCUUUCAGCAAUGGUGUCAUGAGUUGUGUUGGUCGUAAAAGACAACCUUAAUUAGAAUGCAAGGAUCAGCUAACAAGAACAAAUAGCCAAGGAUGGUCGAGUUGCUGCUCUAAGGAUCUAGAUCCAGGAAUCCCAUUCUUGACAAUAUUUUUUUUUAUUUUUGUUUGCUUAUGGAAAGAAAUGCAAACAACAAAUCUUAUCAAUUUAUAAAUCCUUAGCUUAAUAAUAUUCUUACAUCAAAUAAAUACAUAUUUCUUAGAUUACAA